UAUAAGAAAAAAGAAAAAAACUUUAUACACUCAAACUAAGCGAUCCGCUAAUUCGCAGUCACUGGUUUUUUUUUUUUUCUUUUUUUCCACCCAGACUAUACCCAAAUAAACCAGAAAAGAUAAGAGAGGAAUUACUCACGCUUAUCUCACAGUGUACUAAUGCGAGGGGUAUAUUUCUUCGCAUAGAAUACGAAGUAUUUUUAUACACUACUUCUUUCGGCCCUCUACUUUGCCACAAACAACAACAAAAAUUUCUUUUUUGUAACGGAUAUACUUUUAACGCACCCAGUGUAACCUGUAUCUGUCAGCAAAACCAAAAAGAAGAAACAAAAAUUACCUGUUUUUCAAACACCCUCCUACCCAGCCAUGCUUGUCAAUAAUUUAUCCGAGAAAGACCAACAAGCUAUCAGAGUCCUUCAAAAAGAAAUAAGCUCACUUUAUGCUGCUGUCUCUACAGACUACAUGGUCGAAUGGGACCAAGAGUGCAAAAAACAAAGGUACACAGAAUGCCCUGAUUCCGUCAAGCAGGUCGAACAAGGUGCUCGUGAUUUAGGCAUUCUUGAAAAGUGUCAAAUUAUUCCUGUCGAAUCCGAUUACUAUGACUGGGAACUUCAACAACGAGCUUUCAGAGUCAAUGCUCCUUCCAAGGAACACAUGUGCAAGAGUGUAGUGUUGGAAAACACACGUUGCACACACGAGGAUAUUUCAGACCCAUUGUACUCCAGAUACUACUGUGUGAUUACUCAGUAUGUUAAGCCUGUGAACACUCAGAAAUUAUUGAAUUUCUGUCGUGGAUUAAAGAACAAGGAAAUCAGCAAAAAGUUUUACAAUUACCGUCUUGCUGAUUCAGAGGUCUCGUUUGAAUUGACAGGCUAUAAAUCCGGUGGCGUAUGUCCUGUGGGUAUGAAGCAGCCCAUCCCCAUCAUUCUUGCUGAAUCCAUCACCAAACUUGAGCCCGCUGUGAUUUAUUUGGGUGCUGGACAUAUCGAUUGGAAAUUAGGUGUUCCUGUCUCUUCCUUGAUUCACUCCACCAACUGCUUUGUCACUGAUUUGGAUUAAAAUUCCGAAAACUUUUUUUAGAAUAAAUUACAAUAGACAUGUUUUUAAACAGGUCAUGUGUGUGCGCGUGUGUGUGUGUUUCCUAAAACAAUCUCAG
Messenger RNA from Mucor mucedo, 1156 nucleotides. RefSeq lists its product as uncharacterized. The record is from RefSeq and is a predicted model, not a curated record. Lineage: Eukaryota; Fungi; Mucoromycota; Mucoromycetes; Mucorales; Mucoraceae. The coding region runs from base 367 to 1059 and encodes 230 amino acids. The transcript has 8 exons. Gene Ontology annotation, molecular function: aminoacyl-tRNA deacylase activity.